Protobothrops mucrosquamatus (brown spotted pit viper) is the source of this 945-nucleotide messenger RNA. Its product is annotated as rhophilin-1-like. NCBI's taxonomy places the organism in Eukaryota, Metazoa, Chordata, Lepidosauria, Squamata, Viperidae. Gene Ontology annotation, biological process: negative regulation of stress fiber assembly. Gene Ontology annotation, molecular function: protein binding. The transcript has 8 exons. Bases 1 to 945 code for a protein of 314 amino acids. The record is from RefSeq and is a predicted model, not a curated record.
AUGGGUCUUGUGAUGGGUCAGGUGAGGGUCACAGGUGAAGGUCUCAUGAUGGAUCAGGUGGAAGAGGUCUACUCCUUGGUGCACCAGACCAUGGACCAGCCCCAGGUCAAAGACUACGUGCCCUUCUCCUGGACCUCCAUGGUGCACGUCAAAGCCGAACACUUCAAGGCCCUCUCCCACUAUUACGCCGCGGUGGCACUUUGUGACUGCCCAGCCACGUCGGAGGUGCCUUUUCCCGAGCAUGAAAAAGCAUUCCUCCAGUUUCACGUCUCCACGCCGGAAGGACCGGCUCCUUCUUUGCUUUUGCAAGACCAGGAAGCCCGCCGUCGACUGGGGAAAGCUCACCUCAAGAAAGCCAUCAUCAAGCAUGAGGAGGCCAUGAGGAUCCACAGCUUGUGCAAAAUCCUGAGGAAGAUGGAUAUCCUGCAGGAGGUCCUGUCGCUGGCCCACAAACGUUCCCUCAGCAAAUAUUCCGAAAUUGACCACGAGGAAGAUUUCUUUGAAACGGCAGAAGCCCCCGACAUUCGUCCCAAGACUCACCAGAGACCCGAAAUCAAAUCUCCCAAUUUCUCCAAGGUGAAAGUCACAGACAUCUUUCAUAGGCUGGGCCCCCUGUCCAUUUUCUCUGCCAAAAAUAAGUGGCAUCCCGCACGGACGGUGCACUUGGUCCGCGGAGCAAACGGCUUUGGAUUCACCCUCCGAGGCGACUCUCCAGUCCUGGUUGCCGGGAUCAUCGCUGGUGGGUGCGCGGCGGAAGCUGGCUUGAAGGAAGGGGACUACAUUGUCUCCAUCAACGGCCAAGACUGCAGGUGGUCCAAACACGCCGAUGUGGUGCAGCUGCUGAAGGUGGCCGGAGAGGAGGGGGUGAAGGUGGGCGUUGUCACCCUGCUGCCCCCGGAAGGACAGAAUGCGGACCGUUGCGUUAUCCCCCCCGUGGUCAUGUGA